GAGCUGCUCAGAUCAGCCUCAGCCUCAGCCUCAGCCUCAGCAGCAUCAGAUGAAGAUGAAGAUGAAGGAGAUGACAGAUCCUCACACAUGGACUCGAGCUCUGUCUGAUGGACGAACACAGUCUCGGAUGAUUGACAGCCUCGUGACCCAAUAGACAGGAUGAUCGCCACCGGCGGGCUGCUGAGGAUUUCCCGUCGCCAGGACUCGCUGCGAACCAAGAACCACGCGGAGAACAAGAAGAAGCGGAAAGCUCGGAAGAAGCGCAAGAACGACGUGGUGGUGGUGAAGGGCAAAGUGAAGCUGUGCUCCGUCUCUGGGCUGGUGGCAGCGCUGGGGGUCUUGAUCCUGAUGAUCGGCAUCACCAUGGCCGUACUGGGAUACUGGCCCAAAGAGAGGAACCAGGAGAAAAUCAUCAAACCCGUGCCACAAAUAACAAUCGAGAACUUUACGAGCAAUAACGAGUUAGUGAAGUCGAACGCUUCCUCCAGCUUCUUCAGAAGUCUGCUUGUGAGAUAUUUAUACUCGGACAACCUCAAAGUCUUCGGACCGUUAGUGAUGGGCAUCGGGAUUUUCCUCUUCAUCUGCGCCAACGCGGUUCUCCACGAGGAUCGCGACAAGAAAACCAAAAUCAUCAACCUGCGAGACAUUUACUCCACAGUCAUCGAUAUCCACAGUUUGCGAACCAAAGACUGCGUCCCGUUCAACGGCGUCAUCGUGCAACCGAAGAGCGAUAAACCGGCGUCUCCACGAAACAACAGACGCCCAUCGUCUGCGAGGAAACACAGCUUGUUUGCGAAGCACCCGUCGUUCGCCGACACGAUCUAUAGCAUUCAUCACGGAGCCGAGUGGGAGACGCACUCCAUCGUCACGUCGUCGCUCAAUGCCUUCACGCUCCCCGUCAUCAAACUCAACAACUGCGACGUGCAGGAGAACGAAGCUCCGCGGCGUAAGAGCUGUGUCGCGACGCUGGAGACCAAAGCGGAGGUCUCGAGGACACGGAUGUGUCUGUCGCACCUGUCUCUGAACGCACUGAUGGAUCCCGGAGCCAGGCGUCUGGACGAGAGCUCGCGCAGGUUCAGCUGUCCCAGACUGGAGCGAUCGGGGAGCAAGGGCUACUUUAAACUCUCCGAUCUGGGACAAGAUUCGCUCGAGACGCCCGACGCGGGGCGAGAGGAGGAAGAGACCCACGCUCUUCAGGAAAACUCAGAUACACGUCUGCAGAAACACACUGCGUGUCAUUCGUGAACCAUGACCUAGGCGCACAUUAAAAGAUAGAAAUGACUUUGAGACAAAACUAUUUUAACUUAAAUUCCGAAAAGGAGUACAUUGCGAAAAAAAUAAGUUUUCUUACGUAGUAUUUCUUGUAUAAAUAUAAAAAAUGUAUUGAAUCAAGAUGCAUUUAGUUUAAUGGUAAAAUGACUUGAAUUAAUAUAUAUAUAUAGUUUUUGCUUAAAACAAGCAUGAAUUUCUGCUAAUGGGACAAGAAAAAUAAUCUUGUUUAGCCUUUGAAUUAAGAUUAGUUUUCUUAUCCCAAUGGCAGAUAUUUUUAUUAAUUUUAAGCAAAAACUAAAAAUUUUUAAGUUUGUCAAGUAAAUACGUCUUGAUUCAGAAAACAAGACAAAAAUACUAAGAAAAUACUUUUUUUGUUUGAAGCAUAAGCUUAUUUAAC
Messenger RNA from Carassius auratus (goldfish), 1669 nucleotides. Its product is annotated as transmembrane protein 200A-like. The transcript has 2 exons. The coding region runs from base 160 to 1245 and encodes 361 amino acids. The record is from RefSeq and is a predicted model, not a curated record. NCBI's taxonomy places the organism in Eukaryota, Metazoa, Chordata, Actinopteri, Cypriniformes, Cyprinidae.